This is a messenger RNA of Jatropha curcas, 2403 nucleotides long. RefSeq names its product poly(A)-binding protein 5 (gene PAB5). Gene Ontology annotation, molecular function: RNA binding. Lineage: Eukaryota; Viridiplantae; Streptophyta; Magnoliopsida; Malpighiales; Euphorbiaceae. The record is from RefSeq and is a predicted model, not a curated record.
CCCUUCUCUCCUCCCUCCUCUUUCUCAUAGAGAAAGAAAGGAAAAAAUCAAAAAACAAAAAAAAAUAAAAAUAAAAAUAAAAGUCCAUUCCUUAUCUAGAUUGGAAUUCAUCAAUAUUUCUUGAUAUAUUCUAUCCUAAAUUCUUGUUCAUUAUUCUAUUUUUUUUAAUUUUUUUUGAUUUUUUCUGAGUGUUUCUUUGUGAGGAGAAGGUAUGGCAGCGGCGAUUGCGGCGGCAGCAGCACUGCCUGCGACACCUACUGCGGCGGUAGUCCCGUUAACGGGGCCGUUUUCGAAUUUGUCACUAUAUGUUGGGGAUCUGGAGCAGAACGUCAGUGAUAGCCAAUUGUAUGAUCUGUUUAGUCAGGUUGCGCAGGUUGUUUCUGUUAGGGUUUGCAGGGAUCAGGCCAAGCGAUCUUCGCUUGGUUAUGGUUAUGUCAAUUUUAGCAAUCCUCAAGACGCUGCCAAAGCUAUGGAGGCUCUGAAUUUCACGCCUUUAAAUGGGAAACCUAUCAGGAUUAUGUUUUCACAUAGAGAUCCUAGUAUUAGAAAAAGUGGAUAUGCCAAUGUUUUCAUCAAGAACCUGGACACUACCAUCGAUAACAAGGCAUUGCAUGAUACUUUUGCUGCCUUUGGGACAGUCCUUUCCUGCAAGGUAGCUGUUGAUAGCAAUGGGCAAUCUAGAGGGUAUGGUUUUGUACAGUUUGAAAAUGAGGAAGCUGCACAAAGUGCCAUUAAACGGUUGAAUGGCAUGUUGAUAAAUGAUAAGCAAGUUUAUGUUGGACUUUUUGUUCGGCGCCAAGAAAGGAAUCUGGCUAACGGGUCACCCAAGUUUACCAAUGUUUAUGUCAAAAACUUGUCUGAGAGUACUACUGACGAGGACCUUAAGAAAGUUUUUAGUGUGUAUGGUACCAUCACCAGUGCAGUAGUUAUGAGGGAUCAGAAUGGCAAGUCUAGGUGUUUUGGUUUUGUUAACUUUCAAAACCCAGAUUCUGCUGCUGCCGCUGCUGAGAAGCUGAAUGGGACCACCUUCAAUGAUGACAAAACUUGGUAUGUUGGGAGGGCCCAAAGGAAAUUAGAAAGGGAGGCAGAGUUGAGAGCCAAGUUUGAGCAGGAAAGAAUUAGUAGAUAUGAAAAACUUAAAGGUGCAAAUUUGUAUCUGAAAAAUCUUGAUGAAACCGUGGAUGAUGAAAAGUUGAGGGUAUUAUUUUCUGAGUUUGGGUCUAUAACUUCAUGCAAGGUCAUGCUUGAUAAUCAAGGUUUGAGCAAGGGCUCUGGUUUUGUUGCCUUUUCUACACCUGAGGAAGCUUCAAGAGCUUUGAAUGAAAUGAAUGGAAAGAUGAUUGGAAGGAAACCUCUUUAUGUUGCUGUGGCUCAACGCAAGGAAGAAAGGAAGGCUCGACUUCAGGCACAAUUUGCUCAGAUUCGAGCUCCAGGUGGACUUUCCCCUUUAACUUCAGGGAUUCCUGGGUAUCACCCAGGGGCACCAAGGCUUGCACCACAGCAGCUUUACUUUGGCCAAGGGACUCCUGGUAUGAUUACCCCUCAGCAUGCAGGCUAUGGCUUCCAGCAACAACUCUUGCCAGGUGUGCGCCCUGGUGUUGCUCCAAAUUUUAUUAUGCCAUAUCACAUUCAAAGACAAGGUCAAACUGGGCAGAGGAUGGGAAUGCGGCGUGGUGGGAACCCACAGCAGAUGCAGCAGCAGCAGCUUUUGCGUAAUAAUAAUCAAGGCGUGAGAUACAUGGGCAAUACAAGGAAUGGCAUAGACUCAUCUGUUGUUCCACAAGGUUUAGUGGGUUCAAUGAUGCCGUUGCCGUUUGAGGCUUCAAGAACUCCUGUUGAUACUCUGCAGCCAGUUACCAUGUCAUCUCUUGCUUCUGCUUUGGCCUCUGCUGCACCAGAGGCCCGAAAUGAGAUGCUGGGUAGCCAGCUUUAUCCGCUUGUGAACCGCCUUGAGCCAGAUCAUGUAGCAAAGGUGACUGGAAUGUUGUUGGAGAUGGAUCAAACAGAGGUCCUACAUCUCAUCGAGUCUCCAGAUGCUCUGAAAAACAAGGUGGCAGAAGCAAUGCAAGUCCUCCGAGAAGCUAGUGCUUCUAGUGUUGGUGAUCAGCUUGGUUCGCUGGGACUGAAUGACUGAAGUGCAUAAUUCAUGGUUAUUUAUUUUUUGGUCGUCUGUUAGCCCUGUUUUUUUAUAGGGCUUCAUGAGCAGUCAUUAUUUUGGGGCUAUUCUGCUUAAUUAGUUUUCUAGUAUUUAGUAUUGAACAGUGUCUUUUAUAUGUUAGGAUUUUGGCUCUAUUCUUCUUUUCCCUUUUUAUUCUUUUAGAUUUAUUUGACAAUGUCAAGCAUUUACAAAUUUUUAAGUUAUUGACAAUGUUGCUAUGAAAUUUUCUCCGUGGUUUGACUUAA